Messenger RNA from Synchiropus splendidus (mandarinfish), 829 nucleotides. It is a transcript of the gene m17, whose product is annotated as IL-6 subfamily cytokine M17. The record is from RefSeq and is a predicted model, not a curated record. Gene Ontology annotation, biological process: negative regulation of neuron apoptotic process; ciliary neurotrophic factor-mediated signaling pathway. The coding region runs from base 14 to 673 and encodes 219 amino acids. NCBI's taxonomy places the organism in Eukaryota, Metazoa, Chordata, Actinopteri, Syngnathiformes, Callionymidae. The transcript is spliced from 3 exons. Gene Ontology annotation, molecular function: ciliary neurotrophic factor receptor binding.
UCCUGAGCAGAGAAUGAAUGGUCAUGUAAGGAGUAUGAUUGUUCAUCAGUGGAAGGGACCAAUCUCAACAAUCCUCUCUCUCCUGCUGCUGAUGGACUGCACCACAACUCUGGAAGCCAACAGGAACCAGCAGUGUGGGAAGUCUCUGCAGCAGACUCUCAAGCUGACUCGACUCAUUCAGAAACAAUCUGUGGAAUUAAUCAAAACAUAUAAAGUCUCGGUCGGAAAUUCAUCAGACCUCAUCUGCAGAGCCUCCCUCAACAACAUUCCCAACCCCAAAAUAUCAGGGAUGGAACCAUCAGAGAGGAUCGUGAGCAUCUACACCAAGCUCCAAGCUUUCUUCCCACAUUUCAAACGGGUUUACAUGCAGCAGGCAGACUUGCAGCCGCCCACCAGCCCGCUGCUGAAAGAGCUGUCCCAAGUCGAGAACAGAAGCAAAAACCUGCUCACUCUCAUCAAAGGUUUUUACCAGAACUUCUUCCCAAACUUGCCACUACCAGAACCUGCGGGCGGGACGACCACCCUACCACCCGCUCAGAACAUCUUCCAGCAAAAAGUCUAUGGAUGUGUGGUUCUGAAGACCUUCAAAGACUUCCUUUUGAACGUUUCCCGAGAAGUGAGAGUUCUCAAGAACAAAGUCUGCAGGACACAAGUCAACGUGCUCCUGUACUGACUGUAGAAACCAUUCUGUAUCAGAACUUUUCCUACGCACUCGAUUUUCUAAAAGACUACAGAGGAUGAUGUUGGCUGACAAAUGUGUCCGUCUCGGAGCCUAUUUAUGGUAUUUAAUAUUUAUUUUUGGAGUAUUUUGAAGGAAUUUCAGUUAUGA